AUGUCAAGCGCAAGAAGUGGUAGGAGAGCAGAUUUCCCGAAAUCGCGAUGCCUCGGACGAUGGCUUGCACCAGCAGCGUACCAGUCAAAGCUCGCGGAUUACAAGAUUUCGGCAGACGACAAUUGGAAGGGCGGUUCUACCACCAUCGCGUCUCGUACUCGCAGCGAGGUGGAUUUAACAGUUGCAUUUCGCAUUAGUGGUUCUUGGACUCCGCAGUUCUGUAGUGGAAAUAGAGGGCCGUGGAGCGAUCUUUAUGUAUACGACGGUUGUUUACCAGCAUAA
Messenger RNA from Parastagonospora nodorum SN15, 282 nucleotides. RefSeq lists its product as hypothetical. NCBI's taxonomy places the organism in Eukaryota, Fungi, Ascomycota, Dothideomycetes, Pleosporales, Phaeosphaeriaceae. The record is from RefSeq and is a predicted model, not a curated record. Bases 1 to 282 code for a protein of 93 amino acids. The transcript is spliced from 2 exons.